UUGGAAGUGCAUGCGAAUUUUCCGGAAAAUUUCGAGUGUUGCGAUUUACAUACAUAUAGUACCUACAUAUACAUAAACAAACAAUUGUAUCGCAAUCAGAAUGCUUAAAUAAGUUAUAGAAACAAGUGAAUUCGUUUGAAAUUUCAGACGAUUAGUGUACAAAAAGUAUCAUUGUAUUUGGUUCAGAACUAAAUCCUCCAGAAAUAAUGGCAACGGUGGAGAAACAAUCGUCGGAAAAGCAUGAGGGCGAUGUCACUUGCUUGGCAUACUAUAACGGCCAGCUGUUCUCUGGCGGCGCCGAUGGAAAAAUCAAAAUUUGGGAUAAUGAUUUGAAUCUAAUUAAAUCCUUGGAUGCGCAUGACAGUUACAUAUACGCGAUGGCAAUAAAUUCGAAUAACGGCAAACUAUACUCCAGCAGCUGUGAUGGUUGUGUGAAAUUUAUGGCACCGCCCUACGACCGAACGGAGCAGCUUUUCUGCUGCGAGGAUGUCAUCCAAGCGAUGUACUGUGACGGUGAUAUUUUGUAUACAGGUGAUGAGAAGGGGGUAGUUACGAACUGGAUAGAUGAUAAAAUCAAAUUCAAAUAUAAUCUGGUUGAAGAGGUGAAGUCGCUGGGCGCUGAGAAAUCGCUUAUAUAUACAGUUCGAGAUUUGGACGUGGUGGUGUCGGACAUGAUUGCUGGCAAAUCGGGCAAAUACAGCAACAAGGCAGUGUUGCCGGGCAAAUCGCCGUUGGCGUUAGUUGGUCCUGUGAUCGAUGAUAAACGAACUUUCCUUGUGUUUGCCGAUCGUAGUGGGAAAGGAUUGUCUCUCGUGAAGAAUCUGCCACAACAAAAAUUCGAAAGUGUUUGGAAUUUAACGAAUUGCCACGAGUUGAUCAUUCAAGCGAUCUGCGGAGACGAGAACACCGUCUUUAGUGGCGGCUAUGACAACAAGGUAAAAGGUUGGACCAAUUUGGAACAGACGGUACCCACACCUCUUGGCGAAGUAGAGGUCGGCAGUUGUGUGAAUGCGCUGGUGUGUAGCGGGGAAAAACGGGUUUACAUUGGAGCAUCAGAUGGUUUUGUGCGAAGAGCCAAAUUUGUUUAGUUUUAAUAAUAAGUUAACAUAUGAAAAAUGGUCAACUGCUGUUCUAUGAUUCACAUUGGACAAAAAAUUUUACAUUAAAAUUAAAUUUUAUAAACGAA
Molecule: messenger RNA, 1186 nt
Organism: Bactrocera latifrons
Lineage: Eukaryota; Metazoa; Arthropoda; Insecta; Diptera; Tephritidae
Product: E3 ubiquitin-protein ligase TRAF7
Exons: 3
Coding region: 207-1088 (293 amino acids)
Molecular function (GO): protein binding
Source: RefSeq, a predicted model, not a curated record